GGCGUCACGUGAUUUGAUUGCACGCUAGGUCAAAUGAGCACGAAGCUAGCGCGGAGGGAGAAUGAUGUAGCGAAUGAUGAAAUAUUGGAUGUAAGAGUUAUAAGAGCUCGAUCAGGGUGAGGUGGGACAAGCAGGAGGUAAAAGCAGGUUGUUUUGGGUAGAUUGCCUGGAGUACGAGUUGUCACCUGUCCACAAUGUCGAUGUUCAGCACAGGGCUUCUGGUCCUCACUUCCCCUCUCCACACCCUACCCCUCCGCCUUGCUCCCGUCCUCAAAUCCGCUGCUAAACUGGUGGAGCACACCCUCUACGUCCACCUCCACCCGGGCCUCAAACUGGGAACCGGCUGCCCGACCCGGCCUGUUUUCAUCCCCGCGUCCGCCGAUCUCCCGGGCCUCAUAUCGCGCGUGUACAGCAAUGCGGCAGACAUCUGCGCUCACCUGGACGUCCGGCUGCUCCUCGCUAACAUCUGCGCCAAGCAGGACGCCACCCUCGAGCCUUUUCCCUCUCCUCAGACCCUUUCUCAGUCCCCAGAGGUCGUCAUGACCGAUUUUCCCGUAAAGGACUCGGGGAAGACGUCUCUGGUGUCUCGGUGCCUUAAGGUUUACGCCGGGAGCUGCUACAAGUGCUCACCGGGCCUGUCAUCCGCCAUCUUGUGGCCGCAGCUGCAGGACGUGAUGGACGAGCACCAGGAGGAUGAUGGGACGAAAAGCGUCUCUGUGGAGACGUUCAGGGACGUGGUGGUGGGUGGAACCUUCGAUCGCUUGCACGGCGCCCACCGGACCCUGUUAAACAUUUGCUGCUUGAUGGCGAACAGGCGCUUUCUGAUCGGCGUGUGCGACCAGGAGCUGCUUAAAAAAAAGGUCCUGAAGGAGCUGAUCGAACCGUACAGCAGGCGCGUCGGGAAGCUCCACGAAUUCCUGAACGACGUGAAACCGUCCCUGCAGUACGACAUCGUCCCCCUGUCCGACCCCUUCGGCCCGUCCAUCAGCGACCCAGAGCUGCAGUGCAUCGUCGUGAGCGAGGAGACGAGGCGAGGCGGCGAGGCCGUCAACAGGAAGCGAGCGGAAAACGGGCUACCAGAGCUGAAGCUGUGUGAGAUCCCUCUGAUUAAAGACACGCAUCAUGCCGACAUCGAGGAGGAAAAGAUCAGCUCGUCGAGCCUUCGUACACGUCUCCUGGGCACGCUCCUCGUCCCUCCAAUGCCCCACCCUACUCUCCCCCAGGUCCCGUACGUGAUUGGCCUGACGGGGGGCAGCGGGAGCGGGAAGAGCUCCAUCGCCCAGAGACUAGAAGAUCUCGGAGCCGCACGGAUCGACGCCGACCAGCUCGGUCACGAAACCUACAAACCCGGCACGGCCGCCUAUCACAGGAUAAUACAGGAGUUUGGCUCAGACGUUGUGAACGAGGACGAGACUAUUGACAGACGAGCCCUGGGAAAAAAAGUGUUUGGAAACAAGGAACAGUUAAAAGUCCUAACUGAUAUAGUGUGGCCUGAGAUUGCACGUCUUGUCAAAGCAAAAGUACAGCAAGCCAAAGAGGAAGGGAGGCGUGUGUGCGUGGUGGACGCUGCGGUGUUGUUGCAGGCCGGCUGGACAGAGAUGGUCCACGAGGUCUGGGUGGCCAUCAUACCAGAGGAAGAGGCUGUGCGGCGUAUAGUGCAGCGGGACGGCGUGAGUCAGGAGGACGCUCUGAGGAGGCUGCAAAGUCAGUGGUCUAACACGCAGCUGGUGGAGCGGGCCAAUGUGGUCCUGUGUACGCUCUGGGAACCGGACGUCACUCAAAGACAGAUCAAAAAAGCCUGGGAUCUACUGCAACUUCGGAUACAGCAGAGAACGGAGGAAACCGGAUUUCAACCCUAAGAUGACGUGUUUUUUUUUUCAUCUGAUUUGAGGCUUAACACACACACACACACCAUGUUAGAGCAAGUGCGUGCUGGAAAUCACUUUUACGUGCUCAUGUGGUUUAUGAGGACCUGCUCGACUUCUUUAGGUGAUCUCAUUAUCAGUUUUAGCAUCAUUUUAAUUCGCCUCACAGAGAAUCGCGAGAUUUUUAAACCCUGACUUGAUCAUGUGACUUAUUUUCCAGUUUUUUUUUUCUUUUCUUUAGAUUUUGUGUAGCUAGCAAGGACCUUGGAGAGUUCAUUUUUUUAUUUUUUAUAAAACGACAGAAUAAAUCAAAAGGUGAAGGGAAAGAUAUUAUCGUCCGAAUCUUUUUUUUUCCAAACUGUCAGGAGACCCAAUAUGUUGUCCUACGUCCUGAGGGAGCGAAGGGAUGGACCCCACAUCUUGGAGACUUUCCUACUCUGAACAUGAACCAAAAUGUUUGUGUUUUGCAGCAUCAACUUUCGCAGUGAUGAAAAAUAAAGUUAUUUUAAUUCUUUAUUAAAUUAUAAUAUUACACAGUCA
This is a messenger RNA of Silurus meridionalis, 2405 nucleotides long. RefSeq names its product CoA synthase (gene coasy). Bases 195 to 1859 code for a protein of 554 amino acids. Lineage: Eukaryota; Metazoa; Chordata; Actinopteri; Siluriformes; Siluridae. The record is from RefSeq and is a predicted model, not a curated record. Gene Ontology annotation, molecular function: pantetheine-phosphate adenylyltransferase activity; ATP binding; dephospho-CoA kinase activity. The transcript is spliced from 10 exons. Gene Ontology annotation, biological process: coenzyme A biosynthetic process.